Molecule: messenger RNA, 858 nt
Organism: Cladocopium goreaui
Lineage: Eukaryota; Dinophyceae; Suessiales; Symbiodiniaceae
Source: the annotation of a GenBank genome assembly
AUGUAUGCCAAGAACCCUUUGAUUCGGGUGGCUUCGGCCGGUCCCGUGCUUUUGAUCCUGGGCGUUUUUUGUUUUGAAUGGUAUGCCUUCAAUUGCAUCUUCAUGCUGCGAGGGUUAGGGCGCUGGAAGGGUGAAGCCAUCGAAGUUGCCUUCUUUCGCGCCUUUUUCUUCAAUGCCUUCUGGCUUCUGGCCAUAUGGAGCUUUCUACGCUGUGCCUUCAGUGAUCCUGGCUUUGUUCCACGAUGGUGGCUAGACCAGAAUCAGGGAUGCAGAACGGAGCCCAGCUACUUUGGCUGGAUGCCUGGGCGACCGUCGAGCUGCGGGAAAUGUGAAGUCCCACGUCCUGAGCGUGCUCAUCAUUGUAGCAUUUGUGGGAAAUGUGUGCUGCGCAUGGAUCACCACUGUCCCUGGGUUGGUAAUUGUGUUGGAGCUUACAAUCACAAGUAUUUUAUUUUGAUGUUGUUUUAUGGCAUCCUUGCUGCGAUGACCUAUGGGUCCUCUGCUGCUCCUGUUCUAGCAGCCAUGUUUGGCAAAGGUGGUGGUCAUUGGACCAUUGGCAACUUGGGAGUGAAAGGCUGGGGACUCUUCAGCAUGGGAGCCGUUUUGGCAGCGUCGCUGUGCUUGGCAAUGUCCAUCCUGUUUCUCUCCCACCUCUGGUUGAUGGCUGUGAAUCGCACGUCCAUCGAGGUGGCAUAUGCUGGCAGGAAUCCAUACAGCAAAGGCGUGUCUGAGAACGCCGCGCAGCUCUGUGGCCGCUUCGGUAUUGAUUGGCUGUUGCCCAUCCCAUCUUUCAGGCCUAUGACCGAUGGCUGCAAAUACAUAGAUUACAAUCGUGUGGAUCCAGAAUGUGGCGUGUGA